Molecule: messenger RNA, 432 nt
Organism: Arctia plantaginis
Lineage: Eukaryota; Metazoa; Arthropoda; Insecta; Lepidoptera; Erebidae
Source: the annotation of a GenBank genome assembly
AUGGAAAUACAGCAUAAAGUUGUACGUAUAAUAAUAUUGAUCAAAUCAUGUGCAAGAUGUCGUACAGGUGAUAUUCCUUUCAUCGUAACAUAUGGGCAGCGUGAGGUGACCAUUACUGCGUACAAAGAGUUGCCUAAAAUAGAGAGCUUUUGUGAGGCGGGAAGACAGGCGAGGAACGAGGUGGGGGCGGGGCGGUCGCCGGCUGCCCGCCGGCUCAGUCGCGCCGCGCCGUACAGCCGCCUCGCACGCUGCAUCACGGAACGUGCCUCUCGAACAGCGCACGCGCACGCGAGUCCCUCCCCCGCGCCGCCCCUCGUACAACACGUGCACACAAUACAAGCAAAACCCUUCAUAGAUGGUAACCAACUCACGUUGAAUAAAGUGUCACCAUGCAAGAGCAAAAUUCAUCAAGAUCUAGCAAGUCAACGUUAA